Molecule: messenger RNA, 789 nt
Organism: Sclerotinia borealis F-4128
Lineage: Eukaryota; Fungi; Ascomycota; Leotiomycetes; Helotiales; Sclerotiniaceae
Source: the annotation of a GenBank genome assembly
AUGGCUAUCACAUCAGGUCAAAAGCAAGCUGUAAUGGAAAACUUGCAGUUGGAAAUUACUGAGCGUGCCAGAAAGCUUAGAGCACAAUAUAAUGUUCAAGCUCAAGGUUUAAAGACGCGUAUUGAAAUUCGCGUCAAUCGUAUACCCAUUACAAUGCGCAAAAGGAAGAUUGGAGAUUUAUUCGAUAAACAUAACAAUACUGGCGCACAUACAGCGCGUAAUGAAGUUGGACCACCAGUUCCACCAAAGAAUACUCAAAAGAAGAUUCCGGUCGAAGAGUCUGAGAGUGGCCCAAGUACUCAAGUCGCACCAUCUCGUGCUAUCAAGAGGAACAGUGCUGAAGCUUCUUUGGAUAAGGAAAAUAACAUUGAGAACCCGAAGAAACGUCAAAAGGCUGCUCCUAUUCUACCUGAACGAACGACUGCCCGUGUUAACAUGAACCCAAAACAAAUACUUUCACCAAGAUCCGCCAACUCCCGAACUUUACCUGCCUCACCCCUUAAAUCUGCCCCACCAGCCAAACCCAUAGCAGUGUCCCGUCCGUCUACAAGGCAAGGACGAAAGAUUGCACCUCAUACAAAUCCAGCUGGAGCAGCUCCUGGCCGAGGAAGAUCUGCUAAUUCAACCUUGGGUCCAAACACUACACGAGGAAGAAAUGCCAGUAAUACCAGUACAGAAACUGUUAUUGUUAAAAAGGCACCAGCUGCAAAACUCAAGAAGACAGCACCUCCACAAUCUACACAACCGGCUAGCACUGCUAUCGGAAGAGUCUUGAGAAAGAGAGCAUGA